AUGGCCACGAACCCCAAGCGCCGCCGCGUGGGCAGCCCCACGAACGAAACCACACCAACAGCGCUCCCGGCGGCGGCCGCCGCCGCGUUAAAGAGGAGGCGCCAGCAGCGGCCCCCGAGCCCGCCCGCGGCCGACCGGGCGCGCCGCGCGCCGACGCGGCGGUCGGCCAAGAAGCCGCGCGCAGCGCCCUUCCCGGCCAAGCUCUUCGACAUGGUCUCGAAUCACCCCGACAUCCUUCGCUGGAACGACGCGAGCCGCGAAUUGGUCAUUGCCGACCCGCACCGGCUCACCACGGAGCUCAUGCCGCGCUUUUUUACGGUCACGACGGGCACGGGCCUCGUCAAGUCCUUCGCGAGACAAUUGAACUACUACGGCUUCCACCGCGUCGGUUCCCCCAGAGGACCAGGCGGCCGCGCGCGCCAGUCGCUGGACGGCGGCGCCCUGGUCUUCGCGAACCGCAACCCGCGCGUCGCGACGGUCAAUGAUCUGGCUUCUCUAGUGAGGCACGAGAAGCCGCCCGCGCGCGCGGCGCCCAUCUCCACGCCGCGCGUCUCCGAGGCCUCUUCUAAUGAAGAAUCGGCGCGCGUCGUCACGCCGCCGGCCUGCCCCGGCGGGCCCGCGCCGACGCCGUCGGACCGGCCCUGGACGCUCGACGUCGGGUCGUUGCUCCGCGAGGCGGCGCAGGCGGCGGCGUCCGGGGCGUCCUGA
Messenger RNA from Pelagomonas calceolata, 708 nucleotides. Lineage: Eukaryota; Pelagophyceae; Pelagomonadales; Pelagomonadaceae. The record is from the annotation of a GenBank genome assembly.